Messenger RNA from Kwoniella shivajii, 1659 nucleotides. RefSeq lists its product as uncharacterized. The record is from RefSeq and is a predicted model, not a curated record. NCBI's taxonomy places the organism in Eukaryota, Fungi, Basidiomycota, Tremellomycetes, Tremellales, Cryptococcaceae. The transcript is spliced from 5 exons. The coding region runs from base 1 to 1659 and encodes 552 amino acids.
AUGUUUUGUAUACCGGUUCACCUGCAAGAAGAGGUAUUCAGACCACGAUAUGAGCUUCAUCAGACGAAUGAAGCUGGAGAAGUGGCCACUCAUGAUCAGUCACCUCUACCUACUCACAUGAAUGUAUCGUCAGAAAAGGAGGAUCUGCCUUCAAUGUACAGUGAGAAAGGGAGAGUAUUACCCAUGUACAAUGAGAAUGUGUCAACAAAACCUACUCGUACUAGAAGACCUAAGUCAAUCUUGGUUAAACUCCUUUUGAUUCCUCUCUUUAUGAUCUGGCAAUACAUCUUCUUCCCUAGUGUCGAAUUUAACCCAUCAUCUCGACUUCAUGAAUAUGAGGAAUUGGAUUCAACGAUAAUAGCAUCGUGUAAAUCGUAUUUAUCACUUCCUUCGUCAACGUAUAAUAAUCGAUUAUCAACGUUAUCAGAUAUAUUACCACAAGAGAUGGUAUGGAUAUCUGAACCUGGACCAUCCACAUAUUAUUUUAUAGGAUCAUUUUCAGAAGAAGAAUGGUUUUUAUCUGAAAGACCAUUUUUAAUUUCGAUAUAUCAAAAUAAAAUAAUACUUUUAACUCCUUCUUUUGAAUCACUCCGAGCAAAGUUGAUUGAUAUCCCAGAAGAAUUAAAGGAUAAAGUGGAGUGGGUAGAAUGGAACGAAGAUCAAUCCCCAUAUCAAAUCUUAUCAGAUUAUCUCAAACAGGAAAGUGCUGUUGGUGCUGUUGGUGACGAUGAUGAUGAUGCGGUGAAGAGAUUCGUGCUGGAUGAUGGAGUAAGACAAUUUAUAGGUAAAGGUUUAAGAGAUGUAAUGGAUGAAGAUAAAGGGGACGUCCAAGAUGAGAUAAGGAAAAUAAGGGAAAGGAAGAGUGAUUGGGAGAAGAAUUUAUUGAAAUGUGCUAAUCAAUUCACUUUACACGCUAUAAGAAAUACAAGGAAUAGAAUGUAUUUAGGUAUAACAGAAUCUCACACUGGGAGAAUAUUAAGAGAAGAAAUGGAUAAAACCGGUUUAAUAGGAGGUGAAGGAUUGGUACUCUUUGGUGAGAACGCAGCUCUUCCGCACGGGUCAGGAACAGAUAGGAAAUUAGGUAAAGACGAUUUGGUCUUAAUUGACGCUGGUGGGAAAUGGGGUGGAUACGUUUCUGAUAUAACCAGAACUUUCUCUCUUCCGUCUUCCAAAAUACCAAAAGAACAUAUAGAACUAUGGGAGACGGUAAGACUUGCUCAAAGAGCACCAUAUGAAUUACUUUUAUCGGCAAAUUCAUCAAAUUCAUCAAAUUUGACAUUCGCCGAAUUGGAUCGAUCAGCUCGUGAAAUCGUCUCUCAUUGGAAGAAUAGAAACCAAGAUUUCAAUCUCGAAUCAAGAUCCGACGUAGAUGUAGAUUUCAGCAUAUUCACACAUCGAUUGGGACAUGGAAUAGGAUUAGAAGGACAUGAAUCACCUUAUGUGAUUCAAGGAAAACAAGGUGAAAAUGAAAUUCAGCCUGGUAACGUCUUCAGCCUAGAACCUGGUAUAUACUUGCCCGCAAACAUGAAAUCGAAGAUUAAUGGUCUGAGAGGUAUAGGAGUUAGAUUGGAAGAUUGUCUCAUUGUGGAACAAACAAAACAGGGCAAUUGGAAAGGUGAAUGGUUAUCUGGUCCAGUAGAGAAAUGGGGUGAUAUAUAG